Messenger RNA from Ylistrum balloti, 2865 nucleotides. Its product is annotated as E3 ubiquitin-protein ligase XIAP-like. The transcript is spliced from 16 exons. Gene Ontology annotation, cellular component: cytoplasm; nucleus. The record is from RefSeq and is a predicted model, not a curated record. Gene Ontology annotation, biological process: positive regulation of protein ubiquitination; regulation of cell cycle; negative regulation of apoptotic process. NCBI's taxonomy places the organism in Eukaryota, Metazoa, Mollusca, Bivalvia, Pectinida, Pectinidae. The coding region runs from base 113 to 2464 and encodes 783 amino acids. Gene Ontology annotation, molecular function: cysteine-type endopeptidase inhibitor activity involved in apoptotic process; ubiquitin protein ligase activity.
UCCUGUGUACAGGCUUAAUACUGUAUACACUCACUGAUAUUGCCUGUGUGCAUUACUGCCACAGUGCAGGUAAAUAGCAACUCGGUCAUCAUAUAGCAGGAGAUUCAUAGUCAUGGGACAAAGGGAUCAUGUCAAUGCCAAAUCUACUGAAGGAUCAAAAUCCAAACGAAAGAAAAAACCAAGAAAUAAACAAAGGAAAAAACUUAAAGCUAAAAGAAGAAAACGCCGCAUGUCCAAUUACAGGUGUUGUGAACAAAACUCUGUUUUGCCAAGAAACGACAAAGAGAAAAAUCAAUGGAGCAAAAAGAAAGAUAUCGGUCGGAAGCAUAUAGCCGAUCGGAAAUUUGACAAAAUGAUGGCGAACGAAAAUGGACAGAAUCUUAGAGAUAUUCGCUUUACAAUUAUCAAGAAGUUUGACGAAUUUUUAACUCCAGAGAGGGACAUCAUUUGGAAACAAUUCCUUAACCUAAUGGAAGGGAUUAUACAUAUCCCACGCAAGCUGUUGAUAAAAGCUAAUAACAUCACGGACAUAAUUCAUAUAUUAAGGAAGGGAAAAAUUAGUUAUACUUUUUUUCAAGCAAUUUCCUGUCUAAUGCAAAUCUUAAGAAAAAUAGAUUCCAAUGUUGCGAGGGACAUUGACCACAUCAUUCAAGGCGUUGCUACAAUAGAAGACAGGACGAGCAAUAAAGGUAUAACAAGGAAUUCUGCUCUCGAUGAAACAAAUGACCAGGUGAAACAGUCACAAGACGAGCACGCUCCAUCAAAUACAACUGAUCAAAAAAUUAAAAAAUCAGAUAUGUUUGAGACUGCAGCGCUCGAGGGUCGUACAAAAGAACCGUCAGAUGUGUUGUCUUCGGAAAUUACUGAUAUGACAUCUUCAAUAGUUCAGCCAUUGGAAAGAAAUGCAACGAAAAUAAAAGAAAGAGGGUACAUUUUUCGAAUAUCAAGUUAUGGUCACUGGCAGAUUGACAACGUUCGGACAGGUCGGUUGGUUGAUGGUGGAUUUUCCUGUAUGGGAACUGACUCAAAUACAGUGGAAUGUAACAUCUGUGAGUUAGUUGUAAACGUCUGUGAUCUAAACGAUACGACUCCGCUUGAUUACCACAUGAGAGAAUCGCCAAACUGCAGUUUUGUUCGACAAGAAAAUUCUUACGGGAAAGGAGGCCAAGAUAUUGGUUCUUUUGAUAUCGAUGAUCAGUCAUGUUCCGGAAAUCAACAAAAGUACGAUAAUAAGUCUGAGCAUUUGUUAACUAUUCGAUGUACACAAAAACAAAACCUUAUUUCAGAGGUUGAAGUAUGCACAAUUAUAAACCUACAGUACACAGAGGAGAACAUUCGAAUAGGAACCUAUGAGAGCUUGCGACUAGCUCCACAUAAUAUUGCUAACAUGGCGAAAGCUGGCUUCUUUUACACAGGACAUGCUGAUAUUUUGAAAUGUUUUCAUUGUGACAUUGGUCUUGCGGAGUGGAAUCCAGAUGAUAACCUAUGGUUAGAGCAUGCACGUCAUAGUCCAGAGUGUCCCUAUCUCAGGGAACAAAAAGGUCAAGAAUACAUUAACAGUGUUCAAAUUCAGUGGGACCAGAUAUACAAACCGAAACAUCAAGAAUAUUCUACAAAUGAUUCGAGAAGAAGAACUUUUGAAAAUGCCAAGUGGACAAAGGACGAAGUGCUACAGUCACCAGAGCAUCUUUCAGCUGCGGGAUUUUUUUCCACGGGGUCGUUUGAUACUGUCCGUUGCUUUUAUUGUGAUGGCGAAUUAAGUCAGUGGGAACCUGAUGAGGAACCUUGGGCCGAACACGCAAGAUGGUUCCCACAUUGCCGGUACUUGCUAAAGAUGAAAGGAUCUAUCUUCAUUAAGAAUUCUACCAUUGAAAAUAUCUCGUGCGGUAUACAAUCAACUGGCGCAUCAGCGGUGACAAUGGCAAACAUUAGUCCUGUGCCAUGCGAACCUGUGGAUGAUGUAUAUAGAAUCAUGGAACGCCAAAAUCCGAUCUAUUCGCCAGCGGCAUUGUCUGUGCUGUCAAUGGGGUAUACUAUGCAAACGACAAAGCUGGCAAUUGAUACGCUUCGUAGUCGAACAAGUAAACAAGACUUUACGGCUGUGGAGCUGUUGACGAUAGUGAUGGAAAUGGAAGAGAAAGGUCAACAAUCUUCCACGAGUGAUGGCGUUGAACGAGAUAAUCAGAGAGGACCUAUCGCCAGCGGGUUACCUAAAGCUGGUUUCACAAUAGAAAUACAUGACGACGAUGAUGGAAUUGAAAUGACACUUGCAGUCAUCAGAAAAGAAACAGAAAUCUUCAAGAAGAUGUUUAAGUGUCAAAUGGAGCGAAGCAUUGUGUAUGUUUCCUGUGGAUACAUCGACAACGAUCAACAAUGCGAAAAGGUUAUAGCGACAGCAAACACUUCUCGAGACAGUAAUGAGAUCAACUAUACUAUUCCUUGUGUACACGAUGAUGGAAAGUAAUGUGACGAGAAAGCGACAAGAGUAUUGAGGAUAUCUACUCGAUACAUAUUAUCAACCCGAAGAAAAUGAUUCAGCGACAGCAAUUUUAGAUAGACAGCUAUUUUGUGCACUUAAUUAUUUGUUCAUUUUUGAAGCACUGAGACGGUUAUUGUGCACCAGUCUGUAUAUCGUUUUUACAAGAGUUUUAGGAGGAAUUUGUUACGGUGUGACAUGUAUUUUGUUUUGUUUUUGGUUGUGUUUGUUUGACACAGAGACAUGAGUUAACGAAGAAUAUGGAUGUGUUUUUCCAUUGUUACCAACCUGAGUUUACGAGGUAGUGUACGGUGUGAAAUGUAUUAGGUUUUGAAAAAUAUCUUUGAUGUGACGUGAGUUUACAAGCUUAAUAAAAAUAUAAAGCCUUG